Molecule: messenger RNA, 3763 nt
Organism: Linum trigynum
Lineage: Eukaryota; Viridiplantae; Streptophyta; Magnoliopsida; Malpighiales; Linaceae
Source: the annotation of a GenBank genome assembly
UCAACACCAUGAGAAGCUCUUGCACAUUCCUUAGGAAUUGAUCUUUAGAAAGAAUUCGACAACAUUCUCGUCACAAUUACAGAAAAACCAUUCAAACAAUCAAAUCAUCUAUAACACUACUAUAAAUGAUAGAAGCUACACUAGUAAAACUACAACUCAACACCAUGAGAAGCUCUUGCACAUUCCUUAGGAAUUGAUCUUCAGAAAGAAUUCGACAACAUUCUCGCCACAUCUCGCUAACCACCACCAUCCAGAUCAAUCAUCCUCGUCGCGCAUCAGGGUUAACUGUAAGCGAAUGUUCGGAGAGCCAACUGUAAAGAAGCUUCACAAUCCCCCUGUCAAUGUUGCUAAUUUAAAAACAGACCGCGGAACUCUUAUGUUGUAGGAACACUCAAAGAAUAAGUGAUCUCUUGAUUGUCAAAUUAUUUUAUUGUUUAAAUGUGUGGAUUUGAAAUUACAAUGUUGAUAGUUGUAUUGUAAUUUUAGAAAUAAAAUGGGAAGUUAUUUUUUCAAUGAAAAAACAAGUUUGCUUUUCUUUUCGUAUAUAAAAGUCAAUCAUGUAUCGAAAUAUAAUUCGGUGUGAAAUCGGUUUGGCCCUGGGGAGAUGUACCGGUAGCCCAUAUAACAUAUGUUGCCCGUUUUGUUUAUUUAUUGGGCUACUGAAGUGGCAGCCGGCUGCUUCCCGAAUGUCUACGCCCAAUGUUUCCUGCUCAGAGCGGGUAUGUUUCGAUUUGGAUUUGGGUUUGACUUUACACAUUGGAUAUGGCCUCGCAAUGCAUUACUCUAACGACGAAAAGUGUGUCGAUAAGAAAUAUGAUAAUUAAUUAAUUAUUUAGAGGAUCAUUUUGAUAUCAAUAUCUUAUUAUUAACGAUUCAAACAAAAGAAUGAAAGAUUAAAAGAGUCCAAUCCAAUGCAUCUUCUUCGCAUACGAUUCUCCGCCACAACUGGACAACAUGAGUGGUGUGGGGAAUUAGAACACUGGGAUUUGUGGGAAAGAGGAGAUUGAAGAAAAGAGAGUUUUCAAUUUUGUAGUGCAGGGGAAGAAGGAGAAGAAGACCACACAUUCUUUGAGUAAACUCCACGCUUCCUUUCCUUUCCCUUCAUCAUUUUCAUUUCAUUGUUUAAUUCCUAUCCCCUAAUUACUCUUCCUCGGUCCUCACAUUUCCCCUUCCCAUGGAGAAGCAGAGGGCUGGGUCGCUCUCCAUCUUCGCCAUUGUCAUCUCCCUCGCCAUUCUCUCCUUCGUCUCCUGCGUCAUUGCCGAGAUCAAGAAAGUCAAGAGGAAGGAUGUGAAAUUGCAGAAUGAGCUCUGCUACCUGCCCGAGAGCCACGCGUUCGGAUUCGGGAUCGCGGCAAUCGUUUCCUUAGUUGUCGCCCACACAUUGACCAACUUGUUGAUUUGCAGCAACUUCUUCCCCUCUCUCUGCUCUUCUUCCAGAAAGAAGCCCACUUCCCCUCCUCUGCCUCCUUCCACUUCUGUUUCUUCUUCCUCUGCCUCGAAGAAGCCCUCCGUCCCCGCCCUUCUCCUCCUCCUCUUCUCCUGGGCGAGUUUUGGGCUAGCGGUGGUGCUAUUAGGGGGAGCGACGAGCAUGAGCGCAACGCAGCCAUUUGAGAAAGGAUGGCUCGACGGAAAAUGCUACGCAGUGAAAGACGGCAUCUACGCCGGCUCAGGGGUUCUGACGCUGGUUUCCAACGCCGCCGCGCUUGGCUCCGCCGCCGUCACCGUCAGAAAAGCCCAGGCUGAACAGGGUCGGAGAGUACAUGCCCUAACUGUCGUCGGCUCGUGAUUCUUUUCUCUUUUUUUUUUUUUUGUCAGAAAGCAGCAUUACAGCAUAGAUGUAGGAGAGAAAAGAAAAUCACAUAUACAGAUGCAAAGUUACACAAAGAAGAAUGAAAGGAACUGGAGUCACAAUCACAGACUCACAGUCGAUAUUUCCUUCCUCAAGAGAGGGGGGAAAGGUUAAAUUGCUCAUCCACUUUAGUCCGCCAUUUCGUUGCCCCGUGGCCGUGGGUCAUCGUCCUCCACUCACCCUGUUUCUGCUGAAUUAGACAGAACAGGUAGAGAUGGGAGAGGUUGAGCCUAACAUUGUUUAUUCCAAAUUUGGUGAGUUGGAUAAGGAGCCAAAUGAGCGAUGUGGGGCGGAUGUUGUGAUGGGAGCGAGCAGGAAAGAGCCAAUCUUGGUUGGUUCCUUUCAAGGUCGUCUUCAGGGAUGAAAGCAGAGCAGAGCCCUCAAAAAAACAGAUUUGCUAACACACGAGGAACCUCUUUCGUCCUCUAGUUUUAAGAUGAUUUAAACUAUUAGGAGUUUGAAAUCGGUGGAACAUAGAAGAGAAAGCAAGUUGUUUCAAUCCAUUUUCGAUGUUUAGUUAUUUGGAUAGUAAAAAUGAUGGGUGACUAAUGAUAGAAAAGGAAUCGAAGAGGGGGCUGGAGGAGAGAACGUGAACGAGGAAAAUGAAUACUGGACGAGGGGGGACAAUGAGAUUCGAUUUUUGUUUGUUUCAACAAACUAUUAGACGACUUUCUCGUUUCAAACAUACAAUGAAUACUAUUUUGAUUUGUUUUUUGGUCAAAUUCACUUGUAUAGUCAAAACUUCGACGUUUGUGACAAAUAUAGCCACUUUUGGAGAAAUAUCAGAAAUAGCCAGAAUUUUAAAAGUUCGAUGACAAAUAUAGCCAUUUCCGUUACAUAGUUUGACGGCGUCAAUGACACUGUUAGUCUAAUUAACGGAAUGAUGAUGUGGCUGCCAACUCAUCACCCACGUCAGCGACAAGUCAUCAAUAUCAUUGCCACCUCAUUUUGAUUUAUCAUUUAACAAUUAUGGGUGGAUAAAUAAAUAAAUAAAAAUCCAAAUAGUCUUUUUUAUCUAAAAAUAUUUAAAAAACAAACAAACAAUAAAACAAUAAAAAAUUUAACUCACAUCCCUCUGACCCUCUCUUCUCUCUGCCUCAGCCCGCAACCGUCUUUCCUUCCUCCACGGACGAUCAAAACCAAUCGCCAUCACCUCCUAGUCCCAUCUCUGAUCUCGCUUCCCUCGAUAUCGCUCCUCCCUCGACCAGUAGCAAGCCAAGUCCCCCCUCCCCCCAAAUCUCGGGGAGACCACUGAAAUGACAACCGACAAAGACGCCGAUCAAGAGCGACGUCGACUUCACAUCGUUUCCUCCAUUCGUUUCCUCUAUUUGCCGGGCACGGAGCCUCCAGAUCAUCCGCCCUCGUUCUAUUGGUAAGGACCACAAAAAUCUCGUAGCUUCGAGCUCAAUCAAUCGCUAAACUAACUCAACCCGUGUUCAUGAACCGAAGUUUUGCCGGCGGGAUUGCGGCGAUUUAGAGCUCUGAAGCCGUUGCAGCAGGAGCGACAGUGAGUUAGAUCUGGGGGUUGGUGGUGGCUGUUGCAGAUUGGAAAUAGAUCGUGGUUAGGGUUGAAUUCGGUGUGGUAGUUGAGAUGGAUGGAAGAGAGGUGGUAAGUGUGAAGGUUGGUGGUGGCUGUGGGUUUGGAAAUUGGGGAGGAGGAACAGGGGGGAGUGAUUAUGGAGAAGAAUGGGGAAGAAGGAGAGAGAUUUGGAAGGUUGGGUGGGAGGGAAAUUGGGGAGGAGGAAUAGGGGGAGUGAUUCUGGGGAAGAAUGGGGGAAAAGGAGAGAGAUUGGGAAGGUUGGGUGGGAGAAGAACGGAGAGGGAGAGAGAGAAAAUAAAAAAAAAAUUCUUUUAUUUUUAUUUUUUUUGAUUAUUCCAGCUCAUAUUUUUAAUGAUUAAAAGAUUGUCAUGUCA